Oreochromis niloticus (Nile tilapia) is the source of this 2722-nucleotide messenger RNA. It is a transcript of the gene vps45, whose product is annotated as vacuolar protein sorting 45 homolog. Gene Ontology annotation, biological process: vesicle-mediated transport. The transcript has 15 exons. The record is from RefSeq and is a predicted model, not a curated record. Lineage: Eukaryota; Metazoa; Chordata; Actinopteri; Cichliformes; Cichlidae. The coding region runs from base 152 to 1867 and encodes 571 amino acids.
AGUGCGUGUGGCACGUGAUGUCAGGGACCCGGAAGGAAGUUUGCACCAGUGUUGUUAUAGCAGCUCCGCAGGUAAAGAGACGAAAAGCCCUCUCUGUAGCCGCUGCUCUUUGUUUAUUUGUUUUUGUUUGUGGUCUCUGAGUGUCGCUAUCAUGAAUGUGACGCUCGAGGUGAAGCAGUACAUCUCCAAGAUGAUCGAGAUCAGCGGGCCCGGGAUGAAGGUGCUGCUCAUGGACAAGGAGACGACCAGUAUAGUGAGCGUGGUGUACACUCAGUCUGAGAUCCUGCAGAAGGAGGUUUACCUGUUUGAGCGGAUUGACUCUCAGAACAGAGAUAACAUGAAGCACCUUAAAGCUAUCUGCUUCUUGCGGCCCACCAAGGAGAAUGUGGAGCACCUGAUCCAGGAGCUGAGGAGGCCCAAGUACAGUGUCUACUUUAUCUACUUUAGCAACGUGAUCAGUAAGAGUGAGAUCAAGGCCUUGGCUGAGGCUGAUGAACAGGAAGUGGUGGCUGAAGUCCAGGAGUUCUACGGAGACUUCAUCGCCGUGAAUCCUCACCUCUUCUCCCUGAACCUGCAGGGAGUCACUCGGGGGCGGAGCUGGGAACCCUCUAUGUUGGCACGCUGCACUCAGGGAUUGACCUCCGUCCUGCUUGCUCUGAAGAAAUGUCCAAUGAUCCGCUACCAGUUGUCCUCAGACAUGUCCAAACGGCUCGCGGAGAGCGUCAAGCAAAUCAUCACGAAGGAGUACGAGCUGUUUGACUUCAGGAAGACUGAAGUUCCUCCUCUGCUGCUUAUCCUGGACCGCAGCGACGAUGCCAUCACGCCGUUGCUCAAUCAGUGGACAUACCAGGCCAUGGUCCACGAGCUGCUUGGCCUCAACAACAACAGGAUCGACCUGUCCAGAGUCCCCGGGAUCAGCAAAGACCUGAGAGAGGUGGUCCUGUCAGCUGAGAAUGACGAGUUCUACGCCAACAACCUGUACCUGAACUUUGGAGAGAUUGGCACCAACAUAAAGAACCUGAUGGAGGAUUUCCAAAAGAAAAAGCCAAAAGGACAACAGAAGCUGGAGUCCAUCUCAGACAUGAAGGCAUUUGUAGAUAACUACCCCCAGUUUAAGAAGAUGUCGGGGACCGUGUCCAAACAUGUGACGGUGGUGGGCGAGCUGUCCCGACUAGUGUCAGAGCGGCAGCUGAUGGAGGUGUCGGAGGUGGAGCAGGAGCUGGCCUGUCAGAAUGACCACUCGAGCGCUCAGCAGAAUGUGCGGCGACUGCUGCAAAAUCCACGCGUGUCUGAGCUGGACGCCGUCCGCCUCGUCAUGCUCUACGCUCUGAGGUACGAGCGCCACAGCAGCAGCAUCCUGUCAUCUCUGAUGGACGAGCUGAGCAGAAGAGGAGUGUCUGAGCGUCACCGCAGGAUGGUUCAGGCUGUGGUGGAGUAUGGCGGAAAGAGAAUCAGAGGAAGUGACCUCAUCACACCCACAGACGCGGUCUCCAUCACCAAACAGUUUUUCAAAGGACUAAAGGGUGUGGAGAACGUGUACACUCAGCAUCAGCCUCUGCUUCACGACACGCUCGACCAGAUGAUCAAAGGUCGACUCAAGGACAGCCAGUUUCCUUACCUGGGAGCCAGCAGCCUCAGAGACAGGCCUCAGGACAUCCUGGUGUUUAUGAUUGGUGGAGCCACGUAUGAAGAAGCUCUGACUGUUUACAAUCUGAACCGCAGCACACCUGGAGUACGGAUCGUCCUGGGAGGAAGCAACAUCCACAACACCAAGAGUUUUCUGGAGGAAGUGAUGUCAGCGACAGGUCACAGCAGCAGCAGCAGCAGCCGAGCACAUGGAGGUGGUUUCCAUAGCAGCAGGCGCUAAGCACAGAGACUCGCUCUUCUUCCUCUCCUCCAGCUCUUGUGUGAUGAGCAGCAUCAUUCCCUCCGUCUGUGUUUGUGUAUAAAAGUUUGACACUUCUGUGAACGGACAUCAUCAUCUGUCCGUGUGAUAUUAGGAACACCUCUGAUCAAUACCUGUGACUGACAGCAGAACUGUUCAACUCUGCUGCUGCACAGCACGGCUCAGACUGGACUCCGCUUUAGUGUCGCCUUUAAGAUUAAAAUUAAAUAUGUGAAUAAAGAACAUAUUGUCUUUUAAAAUGAAAAGAUUUCAAAUGUUGUCCUCUUCCUGUGUUUAAAUACAGAAUCCAGGACGUCUUGCUUAUCCUCAGCCUCACGCUGUUACUGUUACAGCCGACUGAAAUGAUCUCACAGUGAGCUCAAAUAAUCCACAGACCUGUGGGCCACUACUGUGGCACCUCAGAGCCACUGACAGUAGGCAAAAUAACAUAAAAAUGAGAGGCAGAAAAUUCUCUGCAUCAUAUAAAGGCGGACGGACUACAAGCUAUCGUCUGACCUGGACUAACAUCACUGGUCUGUACGUGCAGCCAGAGACGAGUGCUCAGAGACUGUCUGCAAACAUCACUAACAGCUUUGCUCUCAGUCAGUGUCUUUUUUUUCACCUUCAAAAGCCCCGAUACGCUGUGGUCCCACUGUUUACCUUUGAUGUAAAUAAAUGAUGUAAUAAAAGAAAGGAGUCUGGAACCUCAUUGGACCAUCAGUCAUUAACGCUGCUGCUGGACUUAAAUUUUGUGGAAUGUCUCUUUAAAGUGUCUGUGUGGCUGGCUGUGGUUGUUUCAAGUUAAAAAGCACUAAUAAAUAAAAAUGUUCACACAAA